UACUAACGCCUCACCGCGCGCGACAUCGCUCCUUGUCGCCCGCCCGCCCGCUGGCCGUGCGUUUAAGUCGAGUUUCAAAACCCCACCGACUUCUCUGCGGCCUCAUCCUUCACUUAGAAAAUGAACGUUACUUAUCCACAGCGGAAACCUGAUCCGAAUGCGAGUCAGCAAUCCGCCCAGGAUGGCGUGCAGUGCUGGCACGUGGCCGUCGUGGUUUCGCUCCUGGUGGCCAUCUUGGUGGCCAUCUUAAUCCUGGUGCCCAUCUACACUUUAAACAACACGGGCGGCGGAGGCACCCCGGACGUCAUAGGCCACUCAGACAUAGACAUGGACUCCACAUUCGGCAAUGACCUCUUCACCGAUGUGGACUCCUUUGACUACCUGAGCCCGCCUGAAAACUUCCAGAUGGUGACAAACCAGUCUCUGAAUUUCAAUGAAAAACUGGCGCUGAACAUCAUCAACAACUUGGUCAUAGCUGGCAAGGUUGACUUUAAAUCAAGCAACUACACCAACCUGCCCUGCAAUAACACGUGCACGGGCAAAAACAUCACAUGCGCUCAAAGACUCGUUUUGAUUGAUGCGGGUGGUGGUGUUAAAAGCGCGGAUCUGAGUAACGGGCUCCAUGUGGGCAGCGCCAUCGCCAUCAGAGGGAAACUCAAGACAACCACCAAGCGUUUCGUCAUCGACCUGUUGAUGAAUAACGGAAAGGCCUUGCACCUGAACCCUCGCCUUCGCUACUUCUCCGACGCCAACGUGCUAGUGGUCAACUCCUUCCUGAAUAACGUCUGGGGCUACGAACAGCGCCAUACCGCCGCCUUCCCCUUUGUAGCCGGGAAAUUCUUUGAGGUCGUCAUCAAGUGCAACGCCAAAGCGUUUAACAUCACCUCCAACGGCCUCUCCAUCACCUUUGACUACCAAGCAGGCGUCCAACUGAAGAAGAUCAGGAGCAUGCAGCUUGAAAACGUCGACGUGAUCGAUGUCAUGCUGAUGUGACGCGGCGGCGGCGACUAGCAUCGUGUAUUAAGGAUUGUCAACUUUAUUCUAACAUGACUUUAUUUAAAUCAAUGUUGAUCACGGCCGACUGUGUGACUUUGUGUAAAAUGAUAGUUACAGUGACAGAUUGAGGGAAGAAUGACAUUUGAACAUUGAUGUUGAUCUUUUGUACUUGUUUCCUUCCGCUUUAGUCCAAUAAACUGCAUAAAACGUU
Syngnathus typhle (broad-nosed pipefish) is the source of this 1207-nucleotide messenger RNA. RefSeq names its product galectin-8-like. The transcript has 7 exons. Gene Ontology annotation, molecular function: carbohydrate binding. Lineage: Eukaryota; Metazoa; Chordata; Actinopteri; Syngnathiformes; Syngnathidae. The record is from RefSeq and is a predicted model, not a curated record. Bases 121 to 993 code for a protein of 290 amino acids.